Molecule: messenger RNA, 3693 nt
Organism: Formica exsecta
Lineage: Eukaryota; Metazoa; Arthropoda; Insecta; Hymenoptera; Formicidae
Product: eukaryotic translation initiation factor 5B-like
Exons: 11
Coding region: 348-2252 (634 amino acids)
Source: RefSeq, a predicted model, not a curated record
AUGCAUCGGCUCUCUCGAAGGGGAUCACAAGAGUGACGCAAUAUUCUCGUGUGAGUCGUAUGCAUGAUGACGAGGCGGACGAAGAGGAACAUUGAGGAGAGGAGAGACCGGACGAAGAAGACGAAGAAGAAGCGGUGUCGGCAGUCGGGGAAGCAAAAUCUGGCAGAAACAUACGAACCUCCAUCGCGACCGCAUCGUCGACGCGUAUCCUACCCCCUCGCACGCGCGCACGAAAAUACGACACGUCCGUUGAGAGAGCUCGAGCGCGAGAGCCUAACUCCUCGACGAAUUAGUCAAGCAUCCGAAAAACUUCGAGAGUAGACCAGGCGAGCCGAAUAGCUACAACCAUGGUUUACGAGAGCGACUUCUAUACGACUCGGCGACCCUACUCGCGGCCGCUCGUCUCUUCCUACAGCGUUACGGAUCGACCCAUCAUCAUACCGCUGUCCAACAUCAUUCAGUGGAGGAGUGUUCCUUACAUGCCAUACGUGGCACACAAGAGGCUCGUCACCAUAGUCCAUUCACCGGUCCAUCACGUGUAUUAUGCCGGCGCGAUGGUACCGAUAAGGGUGCGGGCACACGUGCGGCCUAGCAUCCUCGCAGCCGAGCUCAACAGGAUACGUGACCUACCAAGACCGUCCACCAAAUCCUACAUCGAAGAGUAUUUAAACUCUCGAGACAACAUAUUUUUUGACGAUGAGGCGAGGGAGAUUCGCGCGAGAGUGGAUUCCCUUCUUCGACGGGUACAUGUAUUUGUGCCAAGGGCGAUAGCAAGCGACUUUGCCGAAGAGAUCAUCCCAGAACGUAUGCGCAGCCACGACUAUGUUCGCCGGCUGCUCGCCGGCCGCAACAACGCGAAGAAGCAAGUAGAACAUCUGAACUGGUACGAGAUACCUGACCGAGGCGCCUUCGGCACCACGGCGUGCAUCAAAUACGUCGCUGGCAAGCCACAAUCUAUCAGAAAGCCGUAUGUCAAGGUCGCGGACCUACGACCGUCCGACAUCCGUAACGACGUCAACUUCCUCAGCUAUUAUAGCAAGAAUCGUCAGGCGGCCGCGACUGCCUGCAAAGGUUGGAGAGAGAAGGUGCCGGAGCUGUAUGAGAAGACGAGCAAAAAGAGCGAAGACGAGGAAGAGACGGUGGCCGCUACCGAAGAUUCCAUAUCUUAUUUAUCAAAAGAACCGAUAAAAGCAGCCGAGCCCGUAUUGGAAUUUGCAAAAGAACCGGAACCGGUGGUAGAACCGCAAACGGAAUCAGUCGUAGAGCAGACGUCUGUGAAACCGUCGAAACCGGUGAAAGGUUCGAAAUCUGCAAAACCGACAACAAAAUCCGCGAAAGCGGCGGAGCCUAAACCAGAACCUACGCCGGAAGUAAAACCAGUAAAACCACCAGAACCAGUAAAAGAACCCGAGCCUGUACAGGAAUCAGCAAAAGAACCAGAGCCCAAGCCUGCACAGGAAUCAGCAAAAGAACCCGAAAUUGUAGCAGAACCGGCGGAACCAAUCGCGGAGAAUGCGCCGAUCGUCAGAAUUUUACAACUCUAUAUAAAAAAGGAGAAAGAAGAUGCCAUAAGGAGAGCCGAAGAGUACCUUGCUAAAGUAGCUCGGGAAGCGCAGUCGGAAGAGGAGAGGCGGAAAGCUGCAGAGGAGGAACGCCUGCAGCUCGAAAUGGAAGAGAGGAAAGCGUGGGAGGCACUGCAGCUUGCACAAGAACGGAAAGCCGAGCUUGGCGAGAUACUGGAGACCGAACGGCAGGAAGUCGAGAGGAAGGCGGAAGAGGCGAAGCUACAAGCAGAACGCGAGGAAACGGAGAGAAUAGAAGAGGGAGAGAGAUUAAUUAACCAGGAGAAGCUCGCAGCACUCAUACAAGAGCAAGAACGGCUGAUAGUCGAGGAACAUCUCGAAGAAAUUCAGAAGCAGAAACAGGAGCAGGAAGAGACGGAUACCGCGCAGCUUCCAGUUAGCGAGCUUAACGAUAUCAGCGGCGCCGAAGAUCCAGUGGACCUUGACGAGAUAACUAAUCAGGAAAAAGAGGAAAAGCCCUGCGAUGUUACCACAGAUGACGAAACACGGAUUGAGGAAGAGAACGUUCCCGAAGAAGAACACUUGGAGAUAACCGAAAGUCCGUUCAUCGAGGAACCAGAAGGGGCUGAAAGCAAGUCGCAAACGGGGCCGAUGGCGGUCGAAGAUGAACCGCAAAUCGAAGAGGUCACUUCCGGCGAGGAAUUCGAAUGGGGUGAUCAGGACGCGUAAUUGAAGUCCGGCCGGUUCGGACUCGCAAUGUCGAUGGACCAUGUUCCUUUAUCGUCAUCAUUAAUGCUAGGAUUUCCUAAGCGCCUUCCUCUAUCGUUUUCGCAAACAUCAUUUAAACCGUCAUCAUCGUAGAUGUCCGAUCGGUGACGUAAUGAAGAAACCUUAAUUAAAUUUUUUGUAAUAUCUAAUCUGAUCUCUUUUAUUUUUAUUUUUUCAUUAUUCAUUAAAUAUUUAUUUCACGUUCCAUUAAUACACAUUUCGUUGUGAAUUUUAUUUCGCGUUGCGUUACGUUAAUCACAUUAAAGUAUAAUUCGCGUGGAUCGAUAUCCGAGUCUAAAACUAUAAAAAUUCCAACGAUUAUUUUCAACUAAUUUCAGAAGGGCCGAUUGGAGACUCGUUUGUGGUCUCGUGUCAUCUGCGCGAAUUUAUUUCAUUACUGACCAUAUACCUUCCAUAUUAUCUCGUAUCGGAGAACGGCAACCCGUAGAUCGAGUCUGACAUGAGUAUCGAUUUCCGUUGGUCUGCCGGUAGUGGGGUGAUGAUGAUUUGUUUAUAGUCUCGGAUAGUAUUCGGGUAGAAAUAUCGCGACGAAUUUUAGCCGUUCAUUCGAGCAGUCGAGCUGGCUUCGUCGUCGUCGUCUAUUUUUACAGUAACAGCUUCCAGCUCCAACCAUGAAAUUGAUUUGACUGCGAUUGUCCGAGCAAUCGAUUCAGAAGGACGAGGAUUCCGGAAAUAAUCGAGCGAGCACGUUGAUAAUUAACGUCCAUCUCGUGACUCCUCGUUGCUCAGAUAUGACAGCCCUCACUUUAUCUCUAGUGUAUUAUAUUUAUUAUAAAAAAUAAUAUUUAUUAUAAAAGAGAGUGUGUGAUAAUAAUGCAAGUAAUCAAUAUGGAGUUCGCCCUGAUUUAACACACAUAGAACUGGAGAAGUUUAUCUUUUCCGCUAAAAGCGUUGUGAAGAAAAAAUUGCGAAUUACAGAAUGUGUGUAAUGGUUAUGUGAAAUUAAUUUUUUAAUUAACAAAAUCAGGCAUAAACUUAACGUAUUAUAAAAUUUCCAUAUGCCAUUGAUACAAUAAAACAAAACUGAUAGAUAGAUAUUUUCGAUACAAAAAACAAAAUAUACUCUUACUAUCCUUUUAUUCCGGAAAAUUCCUUGCUGUUUUCUGCCGUGAAAGACUCAAAUUUAAAAUUAUACGUAAAUAAAGUUGCAUAAUAUACUAGAAAUAAUCGACAUCGUUGUGUGCUGUGUAUAAAAAAUAAAUAAAAUAAAAAAGUAUUUAAACAAGAAAUUAAUAAGUAACGACUUCAUCAAUAUUUCAUUUAUGUUGUUAUAUUUAAUGCGCACACUAGUAAUCGGACGUAGCACGCAAUGUAUACUCACGUAAUGCCUAUUUUUAUUUACGAUUAAAGACAAUAAAGAUUAUAAAUGUUAAUGUUUAGC